AUGGCAUAUCCAAUAGAUGGUCUAGGCAAUAACGACAUCAAUAAUACAAGUCAAACUAAUAGUAUUAACUCUCCAGCUAGUGAUCCGUGGUUAAGUCUAUCAAACAAUAACAACAACAGCAAUAAUAAUAAUAUGGAUGCAGAACUAGCCUCAAUAGUCUCUUCAUUAAGUGCACUAUCUAAUCCAAGUAAUAACCCUAAUCAAUCUAAUCAAAUGAUAAAUUUAGGAGCAGGAACAUCUUCUUCAAUCGAUCAUCAACUUGGUGGGUUUAGAAGAAAUAGUUUCACUUCUAGUGAUAUCGAUUCAGAUAUCUUGUUGAAUUCAAAUGGUUUGUCUGCUAUGAGUGUUGGUACAGGUGGAUCUACUAGUAAUUUAGAUAUGGGAUCACCUUUAUUGCAAAGAUCUACUCAAUCAAUUGGAACUGCUCCUCCUUAUACUUCGAAUAUGUUUAACAUUAACUAUAAAUUGUUUCAAAAUAAUAACAAUAACCAACAACAGCAACAACAGCAACAGCAACAGCAACAGCAACAGCAACAAUAUUUAUAUCAACAACAACAAAUGCAACAUCCAGAUUCUAAGUCGGUUAGUUUUGCCUUAAAUUCAUCAAAUACUAUGAACAAUCAGAACCAAAUGAAUGCUAAUCCAUCUGCAACUAAUUCUUCCUUUAACCAGCCUAAGAUGAUGGGGAAGUACUCUGCUAGUAUUGCAGGUCCUAUCCUUCAAAACGAUUCUUAUUAUUAUUAUAAUAAUAACAAUAACAAUAAUAAUAACGAGGGUGGAAGUCAAAGUAUUGCUCAUUCACAAGCUUCUGUAACUUCUAACAGAGGUGGGUUUUUCCAACAACUGGGUCAAUCUUUAAUCGAAGGUACUAAAGAAUUAGAGUUUGAUGGGUCUCCAAAUAAUUUGAACAAUCGUGAAAGUACUUUUGGAGGUAGUCAACUAACUUUGGAUAACUCUGUUAGAUCAUCUGAUGUUGAAGAAUACACUGAUUACAACAGCAGUGGUACAGCUGCUAAUGAUAACACCACCAAUAAUAACAACAACAUGUUCCUUAAUGCUGUCAAUGCACCAUCAUUCAAACCAAAUACUGACAACGAUAAUUCUCCUCCACAACAAGCAAUGGUACAAGGAGGUGGUGCUAACUAUUUCAUGAAUUAUCAACAACAUCGCAUGUUUAACAAUGGUUCAUUCUAUCCACCUGCUGCAGCAAUGAACAACUAUCAACAAUUCUCUAUGGGUGAAAACAAUAACCCAGGUAAUUUUAUUCCACAGACGAUGUUUCCAAAUAAUAGUGAUGGCACAGAUAUGAAUUCUGUAAAUAUGGAGAAAGUCCCUGGAUCAACAGAAAAUGUUAUUAUCGGGAACUUCUCACCAAUUUCUCCAAACGCAUUACCUGUAAAUAAUGUAUCGAAUAUUCAACAACAUGACCCUCAAAUGAUGUUUAUGCCACCACAACAACAGAACAAUAGUAAAAAGAAUCCAUAUAUCUAUAUUCAAAACCCAGGUCUGGGAUCUCCACCAGGCGCAAACCCUGCAUCAUUCGCUGUUAAUAACCAAAAGAUCAUUAAUCCUGAUAAUACUAAUAAUAGCCAUGUAAAUAACAAUAAUAAGUCGAAAGCUCUAUUUAAGAACAGUGGCCAUAAUCAAAAUAUGAACUUGGAUAAUAAUUCACAUAAACAUCGCAAGAAUAACAACAAUAGUCAUGCUAAUCCUUAUUUGGAUCAAUCACAAAAUUAUGGAUCUCAAAAUAAAUUUUCCAAACAACCUUCAAAUAGUAAUGCAUCUCCUUUUUCCUCCAAGGAUUCUUCAAAUUCCAACACUUCAGUAAGUUCAAAUCCAGAGGAGAAUGAACUUUCUCAUGAAAGUGGCAGGAAGAAAAAUAAUAACAAUAAUAAUAGCUCUGCUACCGCCAAUCAAGCCAUAUACCAUAGAUCACCUUUACUAGAGGAUAUCAGAAACUAUGCAACAAACAACAAUAAUCCUACAGAUGACGGCAAGACUUAUUCAUUAAAGGAUAUUUUAGGUCACACUUUGGAAUUCUGUAAAGAUCAGUAUGGUUCUAGGUUUAUACAGAAAGAACUUGCAACAGCUUCUCCAUCUGAAAGGGAAGUUCUAUUUAAUGAAAUUAGAGAUGAUUCUGUAAUGUUAGCCAAUGAUGUCUUCGGUAAUUAUGUUAUUCAGAAAUUCUUUGAAUUUGGAUCCACCACUCAAAAGGAUAUUCUCGUCGAUCAAUUCAGAGGUAGAAUGAAAGAAUUAUCCAUGCAAAUGUACGCUUGCAGAGUGAUUCAAAAGGCUCUAGAAUUUAUUAGCCCAACCCAAAGAAUUGAAUUAGUUGAUGAGUUGAAAGAUUGUGUUUUGAAGAUGAUUAAGGACCAGAAUGGUAAUCACGUUAUUCAAAAAGCUAUUGAGAAAAUACCUAUUGAUCUACUGCCAUUUGUCUUGAAGUCAUUAAUUGGCCAUAUUUACCAUCUAUCAACACAUUCUUACGGCUGUAGAGUCAUCCAAAGAUUACUUGAAUUUGGCUCAGAAGAGGACCAAAAGGCUAUACUAAGUGAAUUAAAAGAUUUUAUUCCUUACUUGAUUCAAGAUCAAUACGGUAAUUAUGUUAUUCAGUACAUUUUACAACAUGGCUCAGAUAAUGAUUCUACAGAAUGUUUAAUACAAACGAAACAAGAUGUGAUUAAUAUUAUUUCUGAAAAUGUUGUGGAAUUUUCAAAACAUAAGUUCGCAUCUAAUGUUGUCGAAAAAGCGGUAUUAUAUGGUACUAAGAGUCAAAAGAGUGUAAUAAUCUCAAAAAUUUUACCAAAGGAUAAAGAUCAUGCUAUGAAUUUAGAAGAAAACGCUCCAAUGAUCUUAAUGAUGCGUGAUCAAUUUGCCAACUACGUUGUUCAAAAAUUGGUUACUGUGACAGAUGGUGAAGGUAAGAAAUUGAUCGUUAUCGCUAUUAGAGCUUAUUUGGAUAAACUGAACAAAUCUAAUUCUUUAGGUAAUAGACAUCUGGCAAGUGUAGAAAAGUUAGCCACCUUGGUGGAGUCUGUGGAGAUUUAG
Messenger RNA from Maudiozyma barnettii, 3048 nucleotides. RefSeq names its product mRNA-binding protein PUF3 (gene PUF3). NCBI's taxonomy places the organism in Eukaryota, Fungi, Ascomycota, Saccharomycetes, Saccharomycetales, Saccharomycetaceae. Bases 1 to 3048 code for a protein of 1015 amino acids. Gene Ontology annotation, cellular component: cytoplasm. The record is from RefSeq and is a predicted model, not a curated record. Gene Ontology annotation, molecular function: mRNA 3'-UTR binding. Gene Ontology annotation, biological process: nuclear-transcribed mRNA catabolic process, deadenylation-dependent decay. The transcript has a single exon.